This is a messenger RNA of Clarias gariepinus (North African catfish), 3707 nucleotides long. RefSeq names its product sphingosine-1-phosphate receptor 2 (gene s1pr2). The record is from RefSeq and is a predicted model, not a curated record. The coding region runs from base 783 to 1886 and encodes 367 amino acids. The transcript is spliced from 2 exons. NCBI's taxonomy places the organism in Eukaryota, Metazoa, Chordata, Actinopteri, Siluriformes, Clariidae. Gene Ontology annotation, molecular function: sphingosine-1-phosphate receptor activity. Gene Ontology annotation, cellular component: membrane. Gene Ontology annotation, biological process: sphingosine-1-phosphate receptor signaling pathway.
ACCCUGGGGGAAAGAGAGAGAAAAUACAACCCAACAAUAAAAGCGCUUUAAAGAACGACAUUUUUAACCUUUUACUUGGUUGAUUGAGAACAACAUAUUCGAGUAGCAUAACUUUUGGCACCCUACGAUCAUUAGUCUGAGUACACAAGCUAGUUCAGGUAGCAGGUCACGGCAGCUGGAGGUGUGUGUGUGUGUGUGUGUGUGGGGCGUGUUCUUGUGCAUGUGUGUGUGUGUUGCGCCUUCCUGAUGUCUAGCUGACCGACAGUUUUCAGAGUAAGCUGAGGGAAAGCUUUUCCUCGCCUGGUCCGUGGAGUUUCACCUAAGAAAAUCAGUUUUACGCGUGGAAUUGUAAUAGAUGUAUUAUUAUUAUUUAAAGGAAGGACUAUAAAAUAUUUUUUUUCUCAAGGGAUUUUUUUAUUUGCACGCAUUUUUACACAAAACCUGCGGUUGUAACCACUGAUGGCUGUUCCUGGAGUUGUCUAAACCCUUAAGCUGAACUUUUUGUAGUGUUAUUUGGGGUUUUUUGGGGUCUAUGAUUCAUUGUAUGAGUCGCUGGCGGGAAUCAGGAAAUCACUUGGACUGAAAUCACUCACGGACUGAGUUUUGUAAACGAGGAGCGUGUAAGGUUUAAGCAGAUCGCUGUGUUCCCCUCUGCGCCGGGCAUCUCACAUGGGGCAAUCCAGAGGGACUUCCUGGGCCACUGAGACGUGACUCUAGGCUUGGUGCAGUCUCCUGGCCCCGAAAAUCUCAGACAGACAACGGGGUGAACUUUAAGAGAGACAAUGGCGUCCCUACCAAAAUGCAUCGAUGACCCAACAAAGAGCAAGUAUUCUCAGUACUACAAUUCAGACCUCAUCAAAUUGCACUAUGUCUGUGCCAAGAACAUGAGCCAGCAGGAUGUGGAUGAACGUAUGUCUCAUAAAGAUGGGCAUAGCUUGCUCAACAUCAUCUUUAUGAUCAUCUGCAGCAUCAUUAUUCUGGAGAACCUCCUGGUGCUCAUUGCUGUUUUCCGAAACAAAAAGUUCCAUUCAGCCAUGUUCUUCUUUAUUGGCAAUCUAGCAUUCUCAGAUCUGCUGGCUGGCUCUGCCUACAUCGCCAAUAUAUUUCUAUCAGGAUCAAGAACUUUUAAGCUAACGCCUGUGCAGUGGUUCAUAAGAGAAGGGACUGUUUUUAUUGCAUUGUCCGCAUCAGUGUUCAGUCUGCUUGCCAUUGCUAUAGAGCGCUACAUUGCCAUAACCAAAGUCAAGGUGUAUGGCUCCAAUAAGACCUGCCGCAUGUUCCUGCUUAUCGGGGCAUGCUGGGUCACCUCAAUUCUUAUCGGAGGACUUCCUAUUAUAGGCUGGAACUGCAUCAACAAUCUGGCUGGAUGCUCGGCCGUUCUGCCUCUCAACUCUAGGCGCUACAUCUGCUUUGUGGUGACCAUCUUCAGCGUCAUCCUGCUUUCCAUUGUCAUCCUGUAUGUCCGCAUCUACCUAAUCGUCCGUUCCAGCCAUGAGGAAACCACUAAUUCACCUUCCUACGCUCUGCUUAAGACUGUGACCAUUGUCCUGGGUGUGUUCAUUGUGUGCUGGCUGCCUGCCUUCAGUAUCCUGCUCCUCGACACCUCAUGCAGGAUGUCCUCCUGUCCCAUUCUCAGCCAGGCCGAAAUCUUCUUUGGGAUCGCCACCUUGAACUCUGCUCUAAACCCGCUGAUCUACACACUGCGCAGUAAGGACAUGAGGCGGGAGUUCCUGCGCGUGCUAUGCUGCUGGGGGCUCCUCCACAGCGGCCGUCCAGCAGAACGCUGCUUGAUGCAGCUCAAGAGCUCGAGCUCGAUGGACCACUGCACGAGCAAACAUGAACAUCAGACCACUCCCAUCAUGCAAGACUGUACAACGUGUGUUUGAGCUGGGGAAAGUGUCCUUACUAUAUCUGUAAAGGUCCCUGAGAAAGUUGAGGUAUUUGUGUUUAAAUGUUAGGCACGCAAACAAAAGACACCCAAAGAAUCUGUCGGCCAGGGAGGCAUUAGGUGACAGAGGUUUGCAUGUGACUUUUUACAAAGCAGUCAGACCUGUGUGAAUUUUUUCAAUCACUUUUUUUAUUGACUCUUAGGAGCUAAACGCAAGUAUUGCAAUUUUAGUAUGGACACACUCUUUUUUUUAUACGACCUCCACUGAAUAUAAUUUUUACUUGUUUUGAUACCGUUAUUAGUCACCACGUCCUUUUUAGCCGUUUGGCAGUGACCUUUUUUAAUUUUACUUUGUCUUAAAUCAAAGUCUAAGAUAAUGCACUUUUAAGCAUAUCUGUGAUUGUAUGUAUUUGUGACUUGUGAGUAAGUCAAACUAACAAAGGCAAUGUUGCAUAAACAUGAACAGUUGAGUCCUGAAGUGACUCAGCAGACCUGAUUAACAAAAGAAAAGGGAGGUACUGAAUAGCUAGACUCCACUGCACUCCUCAUGAGCCAUGGGUGCAAAACCAUAGUAUGUAUUCCAUUAUAUUCCCCUUUAAUUAAGUACAGUAGACACAAAGUACUACACUUCAUUAUAUUGCAUGGCAUAACCUGUGUAUAAAUGAUUACUAUCUAUGGCGUAUUCAUGUACAAUUUCAUCAUUAACCCUUGUCUCUCAGCCUCUCUGGCUUUUGCUUGUGUUUGUUCGUGUGUGUGUCUGUGUGUGUAUAUAUAUGUGUGUGUGUUUUAUGAUAAGUGACUCCUUUAAGGAAGACUCAAACAGAAAGUACAUUUCCUAAAGCGAAAUGGCACUGACAUGUUUCACCCGGCCUACAGUAAUCCCCCGGACUUGUCUUGACAAUGUUGUAGCCUUGCUGCAGCAGCGUGUCCUUUCUGUUUUUGUGUUCUCCUAAAACUGAAUGUAUGCAUAAAGUGUCUGGAGCGAAAUGCUUCUCCUUGUGACAGUAUUACCGAACACUGAUUGUUUUCAUCUUGUUGAGUAUUGAGGCUGUCUGAGACAAUAACGAGGAGUAAUGUCACUGUGAAGUCUUGAAAAUGAUCACCAUGUUUUAGCUCACUGAUGAAACUCAGCAGGUUGCAGAGAUGGAAACCCAUGACAUUGGGAUAAAAUAAACUAGUCAAACCUCUUUUUUUCAUUGUUUUGUGUCAUGGCGUCUAAACGCACACACUUCAGGCGGAUGAGGGGGAGUCGGCUGCGCUCUUAUGUCAAAGGUCAGAGGCUAAUUACUUUGCCUAAAACCACACUUCCUGCACUGGCAGGAAGUUUAGUGUUUCCUAUGGUACUUCCUGUUGUUCAGGACUGACCUCAUCUUUUAUUAAUAUUCUCACAUACCACUCAAGCAUGCAAACAUGAAACGUUCAUCCCAAAUUGUCUUGCUGUCUUUUCCUCUGUUGACCAUCAGAGAAAGCACUUUGGCAGCUCUUCCAAAUUUAUUCAAUUAAUUUUUGUUGGUUCGUUCGUUUUUUUGCUAUUUGUUUUUCGCUUUUUUUAUAUGAAGACUGUGCAAGCAUGCCUAUCACUUCCAUUUUGUGUAAAACCCUGUGCAAAACAAGUUUUGUAUUAUGCAUUUAUGACAAUGUAUGUAUUGUAUUUAUGUCUAAUAUGUGUAUAUGUAUGAAAUGUCUUGUGUGCAAUAGCAUUGUGUGUCUAGUAGCGAGCUACCUGUGUUAAAACGGUACAAUCCUAAACACUAAUAUUGGUACAUAAACGUUUUUGUUCAUUACUUUUAUAUAAAAUAAAUCAGCUACAAAAUGCAAA